This is a messenger RNA of Gossypium raimondii (Peruvian cotton), 492 nucleotides long. Its product is annotated as protein MAIN-LIKE 2-like. The record is from RefSeq and is a predicted model, not a curated record. The transcript has a single exon. Bases 1 to 492 code for a protein of 163 amino acids. Gene Ontology annotation, biological process: meristem maintenance; meristem development. NCBI's taxonomy places the organism in Eukaryota, Viridiplantae, Streptophyta, Magnoliopsida, Malvales, Malvaceae.
AUGGAGCGGUGGUGCCCGGAGACCCACACUUUUCAUUUUUCGUGUGGGGAGUGCACAGUGACUUUAGAGGAUGUUGCACUGCAGCUUGGGCUCUCAAUCGACGGGAGUCCCGUAACGGGAGUAAGUGCAUUUACUGAGCCGGCUACACUAAGUUAUAGCCAACUAGGAGACUCGCUCGACGAUGAUGAGUCAAAAUUUUUGGGCUUGAAAUUUACAUGGCUGAAAGGCAAUUUUGGACACUUAUCAGUUAAUGCCACUGAAGGAGAGUUGAUGUACGUUGUUCGAGCGUACAUCAUGCAUAUUAUAGGGGGAGUACUGAUGCCCGAUUCAAACAACAAGAUUCAUAUCAUGCACUUACCUCUAUUAGCUGAUUUGAGUAAUGCUCGCUUGUAUAGCUGGGGCUCCGCAGUUCUGAUAGUGUUGUAUCGGGAGCUUUGUCGGACUACAAAGCCUGCUGUCAUAGACAUGAGCGGAUGCCUUAUAUUGUUGUAG